CAUGGUGGUGUGGUGCUAAGAAGAGGGUGUUCUCUGUUGCAGGGGGCGAUAACCAACGACGUGCCCCUGACGUGCCACGUGUGCAACAAGGCAUUCUCUGGCAGAAACAAGAGGCAGCACCUUUCCACCCAUCUCAACAUUCAUACGGGCGAGAAGCCCUUCCACUGCCCCUUCUGUCCCCACAGGGCCAACCGCAAGGAUAACCUCAAGACUCAUAUGAAACUGAGGCACCUGGAGGAACUUCCAGGAAAUAUAGGUGGGGAGAUAAUGAGGCGAUUCCAAGACUCAUCCCAUGCUUCGGGGCACACGUAAAUGGCCGCAGACUUGUGUAACUUCCCGAGGCCGGAGGAGUCUGUGUAGCCUCCCUUCUGUCUGUUCUAUUGCUAUCCAAAUGCAUCAAGAGGAACUUGAUAUCCUGAGGGGUGGAUGUAUUCUCUUUCCAGACCAUGCGUCCGCCCUUGAUGUGUCCUGUGUGCCGUAAGGUCUUCCAGGGCAGGAACCGCCGCCAACACCUGAGUCACCACAUCAAGACACAUACGGGCGAGAAGCCACACAUGUGUCCCUUCUGCGCCCACAGAACCAGUCGCAGAGACCAUUUACGAGAACAUAUAAGAAGCAUUCAUGGGGUGGAUGUGGCCCUCUCCACCAUGUCUCAGUAAAUAAUUGUGAUGGUGGCCAGUACACAUGGAGGCACCCAUAAAUAAAAGCACGCAGGAGUAGGCUUACUCUCAAAAAAGGAGGACAUAAUCCAGGGCCUUAUUGUACGUAUAGACAGCCAGCGAGAGUGGAUAAUGACUACCUGGAUGGAGGGCAUGUCACUGAGAGCACGGUGUUUUGUCUUUUCAGGGCAGGCAUGACAUCCCAGUGGGCAUGUCGCUCGGCACAAAGGUCCCCAAAGUAUGCCCAGUAUGCGGCAAGUUGUUCAACGGGCGCAACAAGCAGCAGCACCUUCACUACCACAUGAUGACACAUACAGGAGAGAAGCCCUUUCACUGCCCUCACUGCCCCCACCGUGCGAACCGCCUCAGUAACUUGAAGAUCCACAUCAAAACAAAGCAUGGGACUCCAAACUAAACCAAAUAUAAAACAACAACUUUUUGAAAUGCUGGAAAUUACUUAAGUUUAAACACAGUUUUGUUCUUGUUUCAAAAGGAGGAAGAAAAAAAGAGAAUAAGAAAAAGUAACUUUUCUCAGUUGUGCAGUUGACAGGAUUCUGAGUAGUUGAAAGGGAAGGUUUAGUGUAACAUUACUUUUGCAUCAAGUGCUUGUUUAACAACUUGUGUCCUCUGGAUAACAGUGGAAGAUUCUUAUGAUCUCAACAAUAGACUAAAAAUAAUAAUGAUUUGUGCUACUCAUUCAUUUCCCGCGCUUUCUGACUGUCAUUUCAGUGUCUCUUUUGUCAUUCUUGUUAUCUUGUGCUGUUUCACCAUUAUUCUGGUUCAUUCAUAUUUAAUUCAUAAAAAUCAUGCCCACUUAAGUCUCACUAAGACAAGCACACACUGAUCCACCCACAAACACUCCAUACACAACUCCCUAUCUUCUCUACCUCUCCCUGUCUGUCUCUUCUUCCUCCCCUCCACCCCCCUCCCUCUCCUUCCCUGCACAGUCUCUCCCCCUUCCUCUACCCAUCAUCCUUCUUCUUCUUCUCCUUCUUCUCCU
Molecule: messenger RNA, 1659 nt
Organism: Penaeus indicus
Lineage: Eukaryota; Metazoa; Arthropoda; Malacostraca; Decapoda; Penaeidae
Product: protein krueppel-like
Exons: 2
Biological process (GO): regulation of transcription by RNA polymerase II
Molecular function (GO): RNA polymerase II cis-regulatory region sequence-specific DNA binding; DNA-binding transcription factor activity, RNA polymerase II-specific
Source: RefSeq, a predicted model, not a curated record